AUGGGUACAUUUGUGACCCUGGCAGAAGUGUUGGAGGGCCGGGGUUCCAAACUGGAUGAGGACGAGGUCUGGUGUCUGCUGCUCGCCACCACUGAGGCCUUACUGGCCGUUUCCAAAAAAGGCUCGGGCAACAUGUGCAGCGUGCUGAGCCCCGGCUCGGUGCUGCUGUCAGCCAACGGGAGUCUGGCCUUCAAGAGCUGUGCCCGCUAUGAAGACGUGGCCUCCUUCACAGCUCCUGAGAUCCAGCAGGGGCAGGCUGCCUCCACCAGGACUUCAGCCGAAAAGAUGGUUGUCUAUUCACUGGGGAUGACUCUUUAUUGGUGUGUCGAUUAUCAUCUACCUCAAAACCAGCCGGUCCAGAUGAGUGCGGAGCUGGAGGGACUGCUGCUCAGCAUGUGCGAGGACGUGGUGAUGAGGCGGACCGACCUGCUGACGGUGCUGGAGACCUGCGAGCUCCACCACCGGGUCUCCAUGCUGCCUCCUGCCGAUCGGCUCAUCAGGCAGCUGGUGGAAGACGUCUACAGAAACUCAGUUGAUCAUGUGUCCAUGGCUGAAAACGGAUCCCUGCUAACAGACCGCAGUCAAUUGAUCAGGGACAGAUUGCACAGAGGCGCUUUUAGUAACUCAACGUGGGAGCUGAACAAGAAGAUUUCCAGAACAUUCUCCGGUGCAUCUUAUUCCUACGGGCAAUCAGGGAUUCCCCCCGGAGGUCAACACAGAGAGAAUUACGGCAGCUGGCAACAGCUGAACCGCAGCCCCUGCACUGCCUACGUGGAAGGUAACCGCAAAGCCAUCUCAAGAUCCCUCACACAGUUUGAAUCCACGAUGAGUUUCAACGACAAGAAAGCAAAGGACAUGGGUCCUGAGUUUAUUAGAACAUUGGAGGAGCCGCUGGUUGUCUUAGAGCUGCCUGGAUCCAUUUUGUCAAAAAAAGGGAAAUCUCCCACCACUCAGAGAGAGCUGAGCGUGGUGAUGCCAAACGGCCAGAGCAUCCUGGUCAAGUGUGAGGUGAAGUCCAGUGCAGGGGACGUCUUUGACAUGAUUGUGGCUCACUCCAAUCUGGUGGAACAUUUCUACUUUGCCCUUGCCUAUAUUGACGAUAAUGAGUUUUUCUUUGUCGACAAUGACACCAAGAUUUCCAAAGUUGCUCCAGAAAGCUGGAAGAAAGUGCCUACAACCACCUUUGUCCUUUUUUUGAGGAUCAAAUUUUUUGUCAAUGACAUUUCUCUCUUGCACAAGCAGACCUGCCACCAGUAUUACCUCCAGCUCAGGAGGGACCUUUUGGAGGACCAGCUGUCCUGCCACGAGGAGACAGCUCUGUACCUGGGAGCCCUGGCCCUGCAGUCGGAGUGCGGAGACUGCAUGCCGGAGGUAUACGGAAAAAACUACUACCGCCCUAACCAGUACGUCUCCAAGAGCGUCAUGGAGAAACGCGCCUUGCCUCUCAUUCAGGCGGAGCUGCUACGCCUCCACGCCAACAACGCUCAGAUGCUCACCGACGAAUCAGAGCUUGAGUUCCUUAAGGUAUGUCAACAGUUGCCUGAAUACGGCGUUUUGUUCCACCGUGUGGUUCGUGAAAAAAAGCCUUCAGAAGGAGAGAUCAUGCUGGGCGUUUGUGCCAAAGGGGUCAUCGUCUUCGAGGUUAAAGAUGGCUGCCGAUCCACCAAUCAGACUUUUUACUGGAGGGAGGCAGCGACCAUCUCCUCUAAUAGGCGUAAAUUUGUGGUAGAGAGCCGCGUCAGCAAAAAGAAGCACAUUUUUAUCACAGAGAGUUCGAAAAUAGCCCAAUAUCUGUGCAACCUCUGUUCCGCCCAACAUAAGUUCAACAAUGAGAUGAUCUCCCGGCAGCUCAGCCGCAACCUGGUCUCAGAGGACAACACCGUGCAGUACGGCGCAGGGUGUCGCCCUCGCAGCAGCCAGUACAAGUCCUUCUCCUGCUCCGAGACGCCUCAGGACGACAGCGGACUGACCACGCCUCAGGACGGGUCGCUGAACAAGCUGUGUGACGAUGUCACGGCCCGGAUCGAGGCGCGACUUAAACAGCAGCUGCUCAAUGAGCAGAGUCAGCGCGGCAGCACCGGGAUGCUUUCCCCUGCCCGAUCCCAGAGGAGCGGAUUUGAGGCCCGUUCCGGCUCCCCGGCAUUCAAAGAAACCCCGAUGACACAAAGGUCAUCGUCAGAGAGAGAAGUCCUAUGUGUUAGCCUAAAGAAAGACCCACAUCUUGGCCUGGGUGUAGUGAUUGUGGGAGAGGACACCGUGGGCCACUAUGACCUGGGCAUCUUUGUUGCUUCCAUUGUGCCUGGUGGACCUGCCGAUAAGGAUGGACGCAUCCGACCAGGUGGUCGUCUGAUCUCUCUGAACCACAUCAGCCUGGAGGGCGUCACCUUUAGCAAGGCAGCAGAGGUCAUGCAGAACAGCCCCGAGGAAGUGCAGCUCAUAAUCUCGCAGCCGAAAGUGGGCCUCAGUCCCAACAAUGUGCGCUCUCCUGUGAUGCGUCGUUACGAGUCUCAGAGCACAGUAAUGACGGACGUCCGAUCAGCGCACAACAGCUUAGAGGAGAUUGUUUCGGCCAUGAUGACGCCAAAGACAGCCAACCGGCUCAAUGUCCCCCGAGAAGUACGAGAACUCGGUGCACAGGACAGCUGCUCUCUGUCGGUCCCUCUGAACUGUGUGGAGCCUGAGGAGAUCUCCGUGCAGAUCAGCAAGAUCUCAGGAAGUUUGGGCAUCAGCAUCUCUGGCGGUGUCAACACUAACUUUCCUAAUGGAGGAAUCUUCAUAAGAAGCCUCAUUCCGGGAGGGGCUGCUGAGCGAGACGGACGAGUACGUUCAGGGGACAGACUGUUGGAGGUGGACGGGAUUAGCGUCCAGUGCUUCACCUACCGGCAGGCUGUGGAGUGUCUCAGGAAAACUGGGGAGCUGGUAACCUUGGUUGUGGAGCGAAUGGCGACACACCCGCUCAGGGUCUCUUUUGGCUCAGAAACCAUUAGAAGUGUAUCCAAUCACAGCAUCAACCCGGCUGCCAGCCCGGAGAGGAUCAACAGCUGCUCCACCGUCAGUGCUGCUCCACCCGUGAUCUCUGACCGGCCCAAGGACUACGUCUUCGUCACUGACGAAAACACCCAGGAAGUGACGCUGGUUAAGAGCGACAACAGCCUGGGCUUUAGCUUCCUAAUGUGCGAGCUUGAUCCGCCGACUCGAGACUUUGGCAGCCUGGUCCGGAUAAAGGAGCUUUUCCCAGGCCAGCCAGCCGUGCAGAGCGGCAGGAUCCAGGAGGGAGACGUCCUGCUGGCGAUCAACGGCCAGUCCCUCAAGGAGCUGUCCUAUUCGAAGGUGCUAAAGCUGUUCAAGACUGCCCCGGCGGAGGUCCGACUGACUCUUUGUCGGCCUGCUCCCGGGAUCCUUCCCUCCAUUGAUCAGUUCACUGACACAUGAGUGGUGUCACAAUGUCGUACUGACUGCACCAGCAUCAAGGGAUGUUCAGAAGCUUCGUGUUCAAACAGGAAGUGGUGAUGGAGGCUGAGGGAAGGCUGAGCGAUAUGUGUCGUUGAGCCACUGCUUAAUGAUGGACUCCGACCUUGCUGAAAGGCAUGCUGCAGAAACAGAGCGGACAGCUUGGAGGCUAAAUGCCAAUGGAGUUGCGGAAGCAAUGGUUAAAUAAAGAUGAACUCCAGAGGGAAGCCAACUGAAACAAAUCGAUAAAGAGUUGUUAUUUAACAGGAUUGCACUGAGGAUUCCGUCAAAAAUGACAGCACAGCAGUCAAGAGGCAGAGGCGCAUGGUAUCUAGUGAUAUGUUUUAAUAAACCAACGUGACAAAACCAAAACAGACAACCCAGUCCAUCUCCAGUGCGUUUGCCAAACUAAAUUAAACUCAUUAAAUCAGGCCGCUAUCCAACUUACUGGGAUUUCCUUCUCCCCCCCCCGUGGCGCUCUAAGGGAGCACCCACACUGCU
This is a messenger RNA of Pungitius pungitius (ninespine stickleback), 3951 nucleotides long. RefSeq names its product FERM and PDZ domain containing 2 (gene frmpd2). The coding region runs from base 1 to 3432 and encodes 1143 amino acids. Gene Ontology annotation, cellular component: cytoskeleton. The transcript has 29 exons. Gene Ontology annotation, molecular function: protein binding. The record is from RefSeq and is a predicted model, not a curated record. Lineage: Eukaryota; Metazoa; Chordata; Actinopteri; Perciformes; Gasterosteidae.